CGGCCCGCCUGGACAGACGAUGUGGGCAAGGCACGCCGCCGGCCAGGUGACCCAGCGCAGUCCUUUGCGCUCCAAUGAUGCUGCCCGUCUCACCCAAGCAAACCUCGUCCCAUGCAUUAGCUUCACCUUCGCACACCACCUCUUCUAAGGCUCCAGCGGCCCUCUGCGAAGUGGAUAGGCCUGAUCCGCAACGCCAUUCUAUCGAAGGCUUGCGAUCCAGGAGUCGGACACGCCUCGUUUGCCCUCCCGUCAGGCAGUGAUUCACGUCCCAAAGGCUUACCGCGCCCGCCGUGCCCCUCCACUCAAUUGUUCUAUUCCUAGCAUGAUCUUAUCUUAACACGGCCCUUGUCCGUUCUGUCACUGGGCACGCUCACCCGCUCUGCUGAGAUGAUGCGAUCCAAGGUCAGCAGACUCAGCCUCGGACGCAAUCUUGCAUCCAUACCCCAGCUUUCUGGUGUUCCUCUCCCAUCGUGCACCUUGCGUAGGCUAGCUGAAUGCCGCACUAUCGAUAGCUCGACAGGAUUUCCAGGAACUAUUACUUGCGAACGCCCCAUGUUUGCCGGUUUAGGCGGGCCCCAGAAACCUUCGCGGAAGGUAUGUCCACGAAACAGUGCCUGUUAGCAUUCACGGCUGGGCCCAUCGUGGUGCUGAGUACUAAUGCGCUCGUCACCCUACGAAACCCAUUCUCUGCAUGACGAGCGCGCCUGAUCCAAACCCUUUCACACCAAAACUUUCUAAGGCCGAAAUAUAAGCAAGGCAUAGCUGCCGCCGCUCCUGCAAGGUAGGUUCCCGGAGCCAAUCUUCAACUACCACGUAGCUCGCUUCUUUGCUCAUCUCCCGUUGCCACAGCUAUGCCUAGCCAUGGUGCCGCAUACUACCACGGCGGCAACAACCCUCACCAGACCCGGAGACGAUCUCAUCGACGCUCCUCCGAUGCGGCUACUGCAGGUACCAGAUUGUACACGGCCGAUGAGUCCGCCAAAAUCCUAGAAGCCAGCAGGGAAGCGCUGAAGACGGCGCAGCGCCGUCAUGCCAGGAGACACAGCGGAGGAUAUUACUACACCAUUCCACGGACAGACACGCCUGAAAUACCUUCGUACGAGCAUUUCCUGGCCGAGGCCAGGGCGCGCGUCAACAACACUACAUCAUAUUAUCCGCAGGAUACAAUAACUAACACUCAUUAUGAUCCUUAUCAGUAUCAGUUCAAUCCGAACCCCUACCUUUAUGGUUACCCGUCCGGCUAUUACCAGGAAAUUAGGGCGCCAUUACACCACACGGACUCAGCUAGAACGGGUAAAUCUGGCGUAUCAUCGACGCUAGUAGGAUCAGAGACUACAUACUCGCCGACGUCACCUACUCUUGUCGGAUCCGGAAGGCCCAGCUUGGAACAGCCACAAUCUUUGAGAACGGUUCAACCGACGCGUAACUCGUAUCCCGGUCGGACGUCGCAUUCCAAUCGAACGUCUCAUCCUAAUCGAGCAUCGCACUCCAAUCGGUCGUCGUAUCCUAGAAGGCAAACUCGCGUGUCCUGGGGCCCAACAUACACAUGCGUAGAUCCGCCUCACACUUAUCGCUAUCCGCGAACGACAAAACCAACGAGAUCGAGAACGCCGCAACCGGUUCGACGUCCUCGCCAGAAACGAACUUCUUGGUUCUGCUGGUGCUGGUGAGUUGCGAAGUAAGUGGAGCGUCGACACGUUGGCUGUCUUCCCUGGUGGUUUAAGAGCAUUGAUUCGAAGCCUGUCGGUUAGGACAAAGAGGAAGGCAAAGGAUGGCGCUUGAAUGCUGCCGUUGCAGCUCAUACAAUUGGGAUAGGUGUUUUGGUGUCGUUUAAUUUGCGGUUGGUUUUGAUUUAGCUCGGUUUGGUUUGACUUUGGGAUUGCUCGCAUAGAUGAUACCCCCUCACGGACAAGGCGUUUUUGCUUUUCUGGUUUCAAGAGUUUUUUUUUUUUUUUGCCAUCUCUACACGCACACAACAUUCUCCGGGUCAUGAAUGCUUCUCGUAUCGCUGUAGAUACAUGAACAGUCGCGCUCAAUUUAAUCAUGAUGAGAAACAAGGAAUACAACAUCAAGUCG
Molecule: messenger RNA, 2076 nt
Organism: Verruconis gallopava
Lineage: Eukaryota; Fungi; Ascomycota; Dothideomycetes; Venturiales; Sympoventuriaceae
Exons: 2
Coding region: 852-1670 (272 amino acids)
Source: RefSeq, a predicted model, not a curated record